AUGGCCGCCACGCCAUUGCCAGCCGCCCUGAAGGUUGCGGACGAUAGCGAAACAAAGACGGCAUCCGAACAGGACAUCUUGGCCCAACACAUUGCAACGCCGAAUCUCGACAUCAGCUACUUCCAACUCUUUCGAUAUGCCACGAAGAUUGACAUUGUCAUCAUCGCUGUGUCGCUUCUCUGUGCAAUCAUUGCUGGCGCGAUCACGACAAUGCCGGCAUUGUUGAUUGGGCUGCUGAUUGGAAGUAUUCAAGACAACUGGUCCGGAGGAACAUCACAAAACGAAAGCAGCCGAGAACUCACUCGGUUCACCAUCUACUUUGUGUACCUUUUUGUCGGGGAGCUGGUAACAUGCUACAUUGCGACCAUCGGAUUUAUUCGUACGGGCAUUGUCUUGUCAAGUCGAAUUCGGGAGCAGUAUCUGCGUGCUCUACUACGUCAAAACAUUGCCUUCUUCGACAAUAUUGGAGCAGGAGAAAUCGCAACACACAUUACCGCUGAUGCCAACUUGAUUCGGGAUGGUAUCUCAGAAAAAGUCAAUAUUGCAGUGCAGUGUACAUCGUCCAUUGUCACUGCUUUCGUUAUCAGCUUUAUCAAGGACUGGAAACUUUCCCUCAUCCUGGUUUCUAGUCCCUUGUGCAUCUGCAUCAUCCUCGCUCUAAGCGGUUUGGUUCUUACAAAGUAUCGACAACGAUGGCUUGGGGAGACUGCAGAAGCCGGCAAUAUCGCAGAGGAGGUACUCUCCUCAAUUCGGACGGUGGUAGGACUGAACGCCCAGUCUGAGCUUGCCGCUCGACACGAUGAGAUUCUUGCCAGAGCUGAGCGGUGGGCCGUUAUGUCAAGACUUCUAACAGGUUCAGUACUUGGUGCUGUUUAUGCCGUCAUUUACAUGGCUAUUGGCUUGGGCUUCUGGAUGGGAUCGCGCUUCCUGGUGGCAGGUACGACUUCCUAUAUUGAUAUACUGACCAUCAUUCUUGCUACCGUGACUGGGAUUGCCUGCUUGGGUGGCAUAGUUCCUCCUCUGCAAGUCUUUGCUGUCGCUACAUCCGCUGGAUCGAGACUCUACAGUACCAUCGAUCGCAAACCACCGGGCGCUUCUGAUCCGUUACCUACCAAGACGCUAGAUACUGUAGUCGGUCGCAUUGAAUUUGUCAACGUAAAACACAUAUACCCUUCCAGGCCAGAUAUUACCGUCCUGCACAAUCUGAGUAUGGUAGUUGAACCUGGAAAGACCACUGCUAUUGUAGGGCCUUCUGGAUCCGGAAAAAGCACGAUUAUCGAGCUCAUCGAGCGCUUCUAUGACCCCAUCGCCGGUCAAGUCUUGCUUGAUGGACACAAGCUUGACAGUUUGAAUCUAAAUUGGCUAAGACAGCAUGUUUCCCUGGUGCAACAAUCGCCUACCCUGUUUGCUACAACAAUAUUCGAAAAUAUCCGACAUGGACUCGUGGGUACACCACACGAGGAUGCUUCUGGAGAGAAGAUACAUGGACUCGUUUAUGAUGCAGCUCGGAUAGCAAAUGCUCAUGAUUUCAUCAGUAAACUCCCAGAUGGCUACGACACUCUUGUAGGUGAAGCUGGUGUGCUACUUUCAGGCGGUCAGAAACAACGUAUCGCCAUUGCACGCGCCUUAGUCCGCGAUCCCAAGAUACUACUUCUCGAUGAGGCUACCUCCGCUUUAGACUCAACCAGCGAGGCUAUUGUUCAGGCUGCAAUCGACAAGGCUUCCCAAGGACGUACCACUGUAGUCGUUGCCCACCGGCUAUCUACUAUCAAGGCUGCAGACCACAUUGUUGUUUUGGCUGACGGUCGACUCGUCGAGCAGGGCACACAUCACGCUCUCCUGGAAAAUAACGGGACGUAUGCCAGUCUCGCCAAAACCCAAAUUAUCAACCUGGACAAGCAAAACUCUUCCGACAGGGAUGUUUCUUUGGAAGUUUCGAAUAGCCGGAUUGCAGUCGACCUAUCUGAAAAAGACAACGUCAUAACUCAGGAUCCGGAAAAGCAGACUUGUGACGAGACGCAAGUAAACGCAAACACUGCCAAGAGACUGGAAACACCAAACAAGGCGUAUCGUCUUCGAACUCUUUUCAAAUUUGUAUUAGGUUUCCACAAAGAUCACAAGCUACUGAUGCUCCAGGGCUUGCUCUGGUCAAUUCAAGCGGGAGCGGGUGCGCCUGUCCAAGCAGUCUUUCUCGCAAAAUGCCUCGUUGCCCUCGCACAAUCUCCAGGUAAUUAUGGACAGCUUCGCUCCGAGACCAAUUUGUGGGCCGGAAUGCAUGUACUCAUUGGUUUUGCGCAAUUGUUCGCCUACACUGCCCAAGCCUACACGCUUGGGAAGUGCACAGAAGCUCUUGUGCGGCAGGUCAGCAAUAAGAUCUUAAAAGCUCUCCUCGAUCAAAACAUGACGUUCUUCGAUAUGGAGGAGCAUGGAGUGGGCGCACUUGUAUCUUUCAUUUCUACUGAACCUUCUAGUGUUGCGGGCAUGGGAUGUUCGGUACUUGGAGCCCUUAUUAUGGCUUUUACUACUCUUAUUGCUGCUGUGGCAACUAGUAUCGCAGUUGGAUGGAAGCUGGGACUUGUGGGAGCGGCUACUGUACCCGUUCUUUUGAUUUGUGGCUUCUUUCGUUAUCGCAUCCUGGCUCAACUCGACGCCCACCUACGCAAAAGCUACCAGGAAACAGCCUCUCUAGCCGGCGAAGCUGUCACCGCCAUCCGCACUGUCAUGUCACUUAACAGACAGGAGCGAGUGACAGGCAAAUUCCACGAUCAACUUGCUGAACAGGAUAUGCGCAGCAUACGCUCAAGCUUGAAAUCGUCCGUUCUCUAUGCCUUUUCGCAAUCAGCUGGGAUGCUUUGCACUGCCCUUGGUCUCUGGUAUGGCGGGACUCUGGUCAUCAGUGGCGAGUACAAUCUGUUCCAGUUCAUCCUCAGUUUUGCAGCUAUCAAUAUUUGUGGUGAAGCGACAGGAUCCAUCUUCAGCAGCUCCCCUGAUCUAGCAAAAGCCAUCCAUUCGGCCGCGCGACUUAAGAGUUUGUUUGAACAAGAUCAAACGGGACAUUCGUCUUGUGAUACAGAGACGCAGCCAUUGCUGGAGGGCGAGGUUGACUUCCGAGGCGUGCAUUUUGCAUAUCCAACACGACCGGAGCGCCGUAUUCUAAAUGGUCUAGAUCUUAGUAUAGACAAGGGGAAAUAUAUAGCUUUGGUUGGAGGCAGCGGCUGCGGGAAGAGCACAGUAGUCGCCCUGGUAGAACGAUUUUACAGUCCACUUGCCGGUACCGUCAAGAUAGAUGGUAUCGACGUCGCAUCAAUGGACAUGAAGGCAGCUCGACAGCAAGUCGUCCUCGUCGACCAAGAACCCACCCUCUUCCAAGGCACCAUCCGGCAAAACCUCCUUCUCGGACUCGACCCCUCGCAAUACACCCAACAGGACCUCGAAGACGCCUGCAAAGGGGCGCACAUUCUAGAAUUCAUAGUUUCUCUCCCUAACGGCUUCGACACCCAGUGCGGUGGAAAAGGCAAUAACUUUUCCGGUGGUCAGAAACAGCGCCUUGCCAUCGCCAGAGCGCUGCUCCGGCGACCUAAGAUUCUGCUCCUGGACGAAGUCACAUCGGCCCUGGAUUCUGAGUCGCAACGUAUGGUGCAAACUGCCCUCGAUGAAGCGGCAAAAGAACGCACGACCAUUGCAAUUGCCCAUCGUUUGAGUGCGAUUCAGAAUGCGGAUUUGAUUUGUUAUUUGGAAAAUGGCAUCGUUGUGGAGGCGGGGACGCAUGCGGAGCUUAUACAGCGCAGGGGACGGUACUUUGCCAUGUCUAGUUUGCAGAGCUUGGAGGGGUGA
Molecule: messenger RNA, 3834 nt
Organism: Plenodomus lingam JN3
Lineage: Eukaryota; Fungi; Ascomycota; Dothideomycetes; Pleosporales; Leptosphaeriaceae
Biological process (GO): transmembrane transport
Cellular component (GO): membrane
Molecular function (GO): ATP hydrolysis activity; ABC-type transporter activity; ATP binding
Source: RefSeq, a predicted model, not a curated record